Molecule: messenger RNA, 708 nt
Organism: Monoraphidium neglectum
Lineage: Eukaryota; Viridiplantae; Chlorophyta; Chlorophyceae; Sphaeropleales; Selenastraceae
Product: putative U3 small nucleolar RNA-associatedprotein 11
Exons: 5
Coding region: 1-708 (235 amino acids)
Biological process (GO): rRNA processing
Cellular component (GO): nucleolus; small-subunit processome
Source: RefSeq, a predicted model, not a curated record
AUGGGGGGCGGGUCUCUUGCCAACGCCAUCAAGCGAAAAACACACAAAGAGAGAGGGCAGCCAGCCGCCCGUUCGAAAUUCGGGCUCCUUGAGAAGAAGAAGGACUACAAGGAACGUGCCCGCGACUUCCACCGCAAGGAGAAGGCCAUCAAGGCGCUGCAGCGCAAGGCGGAGGAGCGCAACCCGGAUGAGUUCUACUUUGCGAUGGAGUCGGCGCGCACGAAGGACGGCGUGCACGUGACCCCGACGGCGGAGGCGAACAAGUACAGCCAGAGCGAGCUGGCGCUGAUGAAAACGCAGGACGUGGCCUACCUGCGGGCCAAGGCCACGGCCGAGGCGAAGUCGAAGCACAAGGUCUUCCUCGACAGCGGCAAGGAGGCGCGGGAGUUUGACCCAGAGGAGUUCUUUGACUGCCCGAGGGAGCUGCUGGACCGUUCGUACAACCGCCCGCGGCGCGCGCAGCUCGAGAGCGCGGCGGCGGUCAGUGAGCCCGACACCAAGGCGGCGGCCAAGAUGGAGAGGCGCAAGCACGCAGCGUACAAGGAGCUGGCGCAGCGCGUGGAGCGCCACGCAUCGCUCGACAAGCUGGCGCAGAAGAUGGACGCUGAGAAGGCGGUGAUGACGGGCCGCGGGCGCAAGCGCAAGCUGUCGAGCGCGACGGCCGACGCGCCGGCGGUGUUCCGGUGGAAGCGGGAGCGCAAGCGCUAG